Messenger RNA from Hevea brasiliensis (rubber tree), 2877 nucleotides. RefSeq lists its product as uncharacterized. The record is from RefSeq and is a predicted model, not a curated record. NCBI's taxonomy places the organism in Eukaryota, Viridiplantae, Streptophyta, Magnoliopsida, Malpighiales, Euphorbiaceae. Gene Ontology annotation, molecular function: nucleic acid binding; zinc ion binding. Bases 1 to 2877 code for a protein of 958 amino acids. The transcript has 5 exons.
AUGAGAAACUUUAUUCAAUCUGUUGAUAUUGAAGCAUGGCAAAGAAUUGUUAAAGGUCCUGAAAUUCCAUUAGAAUUGCAUGCUGAUGGUUAUAGAGAAAAACUAGAAGAUGAAUAUAAUGAACUUGAUUGGAAGAAAGUUUCUUCAAAUGCUAAAGCUUUAAACAUUCUUCAUUGUGCACUUGAUGCAACUGAGUAUAAUCGUAUUUCAGGUUGUGCAUCUGCAAAAGAAGUGUGGGAUAAACUUGAAGUCACAUAUGAAGGGACUAAUCAAGUGAAGGAAUCAAAAGCAAAUAGGCUUGUUCGGGAAUAUGAACUAUUUGAGAUGAAACCUGGAGAAACCAUUUUAGAAAUGAGCAUAAGAUUUACUGAUCUGGUGAAUAUUCUCAAAGCUCUUGAAAAAGAAUUCACUGAAGAAGAGUUAGUCAAGAAAGUCUUGAGGUCACUACCUAAAUCAUGGGAAACAAAGGUUACAGUGAUCUUUGACACCAAAGAUUUCUCCAAAUUCACUUAUGAUGAGCUGAUUGGUUCUCUUAUUGCUCAUGAAAUGCUUUAUGACAAGAGCAAAAGCAAUGUAGAUGAUGAAAAGAAAAAGAGAGGAAUUGCCUUAAAGUCAAGCCAAGAGGAUGAAUUAAGGAAAACUAUAGCUUUUAAGGCUGCCUCAAGUGACAGCUCCAAUUGUUUAAGUGAUGAAGAUGAUCUUGCCAUGAUUACAAGAAGAUUCAAGAAAGCAUUCAAAAAGGGAGGUUCAAAAUAUAAGAAAUUCCUGAAGAAAUAUUCUCCCAAAGGUGAAACAAGCAAAGAUCAAAGUGAGAUUAAAUGCUUUGAAUGCAACAAACCUGGUCACAUCAAGCCAAAUUGUCCUAAACUGAAAAAGAAGAAUUCAAAGGACAAGAGCAAGAAAGCCUUGGUUGCUGGUUGGAUGGAUAGUGAUGAUUCCUCAAGUGAUAACUCUAGUGACAAGGAGGUUGCACACAUUUGUCUCAUGGCUCUAGGAGAGGAUAAACCAGAAAGUUCCCAACAAAGAGAAAUCAACGCUGAGGUAAAUAAUUCUGACUCUCUUAGUAUUGAAGAUUAUGAAGAAGCAUUUGCCAAAUUAUAUGAAGAAUACAAAGUUUAUAAGAAAAAAUGUUCUGCUUUAAAUAAAGAAAUAGCUUCCUUAAGAGCUGAAAAUGAUUCUAUGAGCAUUGUUGUACAAGAAAAUAAAUUUUAUAAAAAUCAAAUGCUCUUGUAUGAUGAGCUGAAUAAGGAGUUAGAAGAUUCAAAAAUUGCUUGUGAAAAACUCAUUGAGAAAAACAGGAUUUUAGAAACUAAGGUGGAAUCUUUGACCAAUGAUUUAGCUAAAUUCACAAAUGGCACACAAAUUCUUGAUACGUUACUUGGUUCUCAAAGAUUAUCAAAUCAAAAAUCUGGUCUUGGUUAUGAUGGAUUCAUGCACUAUGGAAAAUACAAAAAUUUCUUUGUAUGUCUUAGAAGCAAGCAAGAGUGUGAACAAUGGUAUGUUGAUAGUGCUUGUUCAAGACACAUGACUGGAGACAAAGAAAAAUUUUCAAACCUCACCUUGAGAAGUGGUGGACAUGUGAGAUUUGGGGACAAAGGCAAAGCUUACAUCAUUGGAAGUGGCUCUAUUGGGAAAAAUCCAAGCAUAAAGGAUGUCGCAUUAGUUGAAGGUUUGAAAUUCAAUCUCCUUAGUGUAAGUCAAUUAUGUGAUAAAGGUUACAAAGUUACUUUUAAUUCUACACAUUGUGAGAUUAGAAGUUUGCAUAAUGAUCAUACAUUAUUCAUUGCACCUAGAAGUGAAAAUGUGUAUUUGCUUAAUUUGAAUAUUAUUGAAAAUGGAAAUGAAAGAUGCCUUGUAUCUCUUGAAGAAGAUAGUUGGUUGUGGUAUAGAAGACUUGGUCAUGCUAGUAUGCAUGUGAUUUCAAAACUUUUAAGAUAUGACCUUGUUAAAGGUUUGCCAAAAAUUAACUUUGAAAAAGACCAUGUUUGCAAGCCUUGUUCUCUUGGGAAACAAACCAAAGUUUCUUUCAAAUCAAAGAAUGUUAUUUCAACAUCUAGACCUCUUGAGUUGUUACAUCUUGAUUUGUUUGGUCCUAUUACCCCUAUUAGUCUUGGUGGUAAAGCGUAUACCUUGGUCAUAGUAGAUGAUUACACUAGAGCAAUGAUUAGGCCACUCUUAAAGAAAACCUCUUAUGAAUUAUGGAAAGGGAGGAAGCCUAACAUCUCUUACUUUCGUGCAUUUGGUUGUAAGUGUUAUAUCUUGAACAAUAAGAAAGAUAAUCUCAAAAAGUUUGAUGUAAAAUCAGAUGAAGGUAUUUUUCUAGGAUAUUCAAUGCAUAGCAAAGCUUAUCGAGUCUUUAAUAGGAGAACUUUGUUAGUUGAGGAAACCAUUCAUGUUAUAUUUGAUGAAACUAACAACUUCUUGGAAAGAAAGAUUGUUUGUGAUGAUGAUGAACGAGGUGAAAUUUUUGGAAGAAAAAAGGAUGAGACUCAAAAGCAACAAAGUCAACCUAUUGAGCCCCAAAGUGCAUUUGGGAAUGAUAUUGACAAUAAAGAUGCUAAUGAGAAAGAUCAAGAAGAAUGGAGAUAUCAUAGAGAUCAUCCAAAGGAGGACAUAAUUGAUAGCCCUUCACAAAAGAUGAUGACAAGAGCUCAACUUCGAAAAUACUUUGGUAACGUUGCAUUUGUUUCUCAACUUGAACCAAAGUCUUAUAAUGAAGCUCAAAGUGAUGAGAGUUGGAUUCUUGCUAUGCAAGAAGAACUCAAUCAAUUUGAGAGAAAUAAAGUAUGGAAACUUGUUCCUAGGCCUAGAAAUUAUUCUAUCAUUGGUACCAAGUGGGUUUUUAGGAACAAAAUGGAUGAUAAAGGACAUAAUUGA